Molecule: messenger RNA, 4080 nt
Organism: Oncorhynchus keta (chum salmon)
Lineage: Eukaryota; Metazoa; Chordata; Actinopteri; Salmoniformes; Salmonidae
Product: BTB/POZ domain-containing protein 9-like
Exons: 11
Coding region: 615-2444 (609 amino acids)
Biological process (GO): modulation of chemical synaptic transmission; circadian behavior; adult locomotory behavior
Molecular function (GO): protein binding
Source: RefSeq, a predicted model, not a curated record
AAAUGUGCUUUUCUUUCAUAAACAAGGACUAAUAAGUGACCCCAAACUUUUGAACGGUAGUGUAUAUAUAUUUAUUGUUGUACUUUUAACCCCUUUUUCUCCCUAAUUUUGUGAUACCAAAUUGGUAGUUACAGUUUUGUCCCAUCGCUGGCCGAGAGCCAUGCGUCCUCCAAAACAUGAACCUGCCAAGCCACACUGCUGUUCUUGUAUAGAUUUACAGGAAUUUGUUCUCGUGGUACAGUUUUAAAACUAUUGUAUUGUUGGAUUAAAAUACAUUUGAAAAUUUUUGAUCAUUUUUGCAAGUGUCAGAUUCACCACCUGCAUGUACAUGUUUUGUCCUAUUCCUAUACACAAGGGGCGCUGUUUUUUCUUUGAACAUGACCGUUUUUCCCACCCAAACAACAUCCGGGUUGUGACCCAAUCCAUUUGUGUUUGUGAUGGUGGAUUUUUUUCAGUCCGAUUGCAAAUUAUUUUUUUUACGCAAACUUGCCAUUAAUUCCCACGAUUUUGAUUGAAUAAAGGGGGAAAUAACUCAAGGAAAUAGUUAUCGUGUAAGGGAGAACUAGCUACGCUUAUUGUUCUGAUGUUAGUGAGACACCUCCAGUCAAAUCACAAUGAGUAACAACAGCCAUCCUUUGCGCCCACUGGCCUCUGUGUCAGAGAUUGACCACAUCCACCUGCUGUCAGAGCAGCUGGGCGCCUUGGUUCCAGGUGAAGAGUACAGUGAUGUCACCUUCGUUGUGGAGGAGAAACGCUUCCCCGCCCAUAGGGUCAUUUUGGCAGCACGAUGUCACUACUUCAGAGCUCUGCUGUAUGGAGGGAUGAAGGAGUCCCAGCCGCAGGCGGAGGUGACACUGGAGGAGACCCGAGCCGAGGCUUUCUCCAUGCUCCUCCACUACCUUUACACGGGCCGGGCUAGCCUCAGCUCAGCCCGCGAGGAGGUGCUGCUGGACUUCCUGGGUCUGGCCCACCGCUACGGCCUCCAGCCACUAGAGGACUCCACCUCUGAGUUCCUGCGCACCAUCCUGCACACGCACAACGUGUGUUUGGUGUUUGACGUGGCCAGCCUGUACUCUCUGGGUGUGCUCAGUGAAGCAUGCUGCGCCUACAUGGAUCGGCAUGCCCCGGAGGUCCUGGCCUCGGACAGCUUCCUCACGUUGUCCAAGACUGCUCUGCUGACUGUUGUACGGAGGGACUCGUUUGCAGCGAGCGAGAAGGAGAUCUUCCAGGCGCUGUGUCGCUGGUGCCGGCAGAACGGCGAGGGUGGCGCCACGCAGGAAGUGAUGUCGGCCGUGCGGCUGCCGCUCAUGAGUCUGAUGGAGAUGCUAAACGUGGUGCGUCCCUCGGGACUUCUCAGCCCAGACGACCUGCUGGACGCCAUCAAGACGCGCUCAGAGAGCCGCGACAUGGACCUCAACUACCGCGGCAUCCUCAUCCCAGAAGAGAAUAUUGCCACUAUGAAGUACGGAGCCCAGGUGGUGAAGGGAGAGCUGAAGUCAGCGCUGCUGGACGGAGACACCCAGAACUACGACUUGGACCACGGCUUUUCAAGACACCCCAUAGAGGAGGACGGCUGCGCUGGCCUCCAGAUUAAGCUGGGCCAGGCCUACAUCCUCAACCAUAUCCGCAUCCUGCUCUGGGACAGAGACAGCCGGUCUUAUUCUUACUAUAUUGAAGUGUCCAUGGAUGAGCUGGAUUGGAUGCGUGUUGUAGACCAUUCCAAGUAUCUGUGUCGCUCUUGGCAGAACCUCUUCUUUACACCACGUGUGGCCAGGUACGUGCGCAUUGUAGGGACGCAUAACACUGUCAACAAGGUCUUCCAUCUAGUGAGUUUGGAGUGUAUGUUCACACACCGCUCAUUCACUCUGGAAAAAGGUCUUCUCGUCCCCAAUGAGAACGUGGCUACCAUCGCGGCCUGUUCCAGUGUCAUCGAGGGGGUGAGUCGGAGCAGAAAUGCCCUGCUCAACGGGGACACCCGCAACUACGACUGGGACUCUGGCUACACCUGUCACCAGCUGGGCUCUGGGGCCAUCGUCAUCCAACUGGCUCAGCCUUACUCUAUAGGCUCCUUAAGACUACUACUGUGGGACUGUGAUGAGCGAUCCUACAGUUACUACAUUGAGGUCUCCACCAAUCAGCAGGAGUGGACAAAGGUGGUGGACCGCACCAAGGUGCCAUGUCGGUCGUGGCAGACACUCAAAUUCGACAAGCAGCCUGCCUCUUUUAUCCGCAUCGUAGGAACUCACAACUCCGCAAACGAGGUGUUCCAUUGUGUCCACUUUGAGUGUCCGGCCCAGUCUGACGCGGAGGUGAAAGAGGGCAGUCCUGGGCAGGAGUCCAGUUCCACAUCCCAGAACCCCAGACCUGUUCGGCCCUCCCGUACCCACAGCCUGCUCCCCUCCCUGCCCUCCUCAUCCUCCACCUCCUCACAACCCCACCUCUGAGAAAAGGAGAAACCCUCAAGGCCACCAUUUUGCACAACCUUUAUCUAUCACACACGAUGCACUGCUAAAAUGCUGCUAAGCAUACUAUCCAUUUUGAUAAAAGAUUGGCUUCUAUUGCAAUGAUGAACAUGUUUUUAGGGCCCUCAUACAGUCCUCCCUGUCUGAAAUGAUAGGCAAUGUUGGGGAAAAAGGGCUAUGGAGUAAAUUUGUCCAUGCAUGUUCCAUGAAGAUAUUGGCUAAAAUUUGCGGCCAGUUUCAGGGAACUCAAUAAGAACCUUUCAAAGCCUAUGGGCCAGGUGCUAUCCAGACAGUGGAGGUGUAAGCAGUACUGCUUGUCCAAAGAUUAACCAAUGGAAUACAGCAGUGAUGUUGGCAAUAAUAUCACAUUAAUGUUUUUCUUCUCAUUUUAAAAAAAAAUUAACAAUCACAAUUGGAACAAGUUUUUAGAUUUGUCAUCAUUUCUAUGCUUUUUAAGUAGUUUAUUUGCACUUGUUGGUUAACUAGAAUUAUCAUGUUUACCUAUGGUUUUUAUUUGCUGAAUUCAUUCGCUUCACCCCCAUUGGGCUAAAAGACGAUUACUGUCUUGGCUUACAGUAGUAUGGCUGAGCAGCACUUCAAUGUCUUGGUUCAAAUUGUUUGGUAUAUUCCUAAGCAAUAUUUAUGGUUUAUUUGCAGAGUCUAACUAUAUUUGUCACUUUAUUGUUCCCCAUAUUUACUGUAAAAGUUGUCUCGGUCUACUAACACAACUUUACAGUGCUGGUAAUAGCUAUUUCCAUGAAUGGAUUUGUUUUUGUCAUUUUAUUAUCCUUACCUUUUGAUUAACAUUUCAAUUGCUGCUUGUGUUUACCUCUCACUUGUCAAUGAUUUUGUUUGUGUAGUUUUAUUUUGGCUCAAAGAUUUAUCAAUGCUAUGCUUCCUAAUCCUCCUCCUCCUAUCCUCACAUUUUCCCUCUUUGGUUUCCUGGCUCUUAAUAUGGCUCUUUCCUCUUCCAUCUCUAUUUUGGUUGAUUUCAUGUAGAUUUGACCAAUCUUUUUGAUAUUUUCACAUUGCUGCUAUUGCACAAGGGAUGAACAUUGACUUAAAGCAAAUUGUUGUUAGUAGAAAGCAGAUUACCCUUCUCAUAUCUAUAUUUUCCAUUCUCGUUCCUGAAUAGUUUUGAUUGCAUUUUGUUGUAUUUUCUUACUAUAGUAACGUCAUUACUGUCGGUUGCUUGUGUGUUAUUCUAUAUCACUGCCAUUACCAUACAGUGGUAUUUAUUUUCAAAAGAGGUCUCUUUUGUAGAUGUUGAUAGAGAUUCAGCAGAAAGGUCUCAAUGUUUCACUGUUCAAAUAAUGGUGAUUGAUUUGUAAAGUCAAAAAAGUUUGCACUACUCUAGUGGGCACCAAUAUUUUUUUUUUCAAAUAUUGUGUAUGGAAAAUGUAGUGGCUCAAAUGUAUGGAAACGGCAUUAUGUCAUACGACUUAUUUUGCAGUACUUAGCGUUAGCAACCCUCAAACUUGAAAGACCAAAUGUUUUUAACAUUGCUGAUUAAUACAGGUGUUGAAUGCAGCCUUGGACAUCCAUUCUCAUGACACCCUACCCAGCUGGCACUCAAGCUUUUAAACAAUGCUGUAUUAAACUUAUCAUGACUCAUGUA